This is a messenger RNA of Paramecium pentaurelia, 1503 nucleotides long. NCBI's taxonomy places the organism in Eukaryota, Ciliophora, Oligohymenophorea, Peniculida, Parameciidae. The record is from the annotation of a GenBank genome assembly.
AUGAAAAACUAAAUAACUGAGAGAGCUUCUAUUAAUGUGAGAUGUGAUAAAUGUAAUCGAAAAAAUGAUCUCAUUUCUGAUUGCUGUGUUGUAACUUCAUUAACAUUAAUUUAUAUAUAUUGUCAUGCAUGUGUUUAAGUUUUAUAAAAAUAGUUAAAAUUACAAAAAUUAGAUAUUGAAUAGGUAAAUGACAUUUUGUUAGAGUGUCGAAAAGUUUAAGCAUUUAUUACAUAAUAUAAUUUAGUUGAAUUAGUAUCAAAUUCAAUUUUUUUAAAAACAUUAGAAAUUGUAGAUCCUCUUAAAGAGUUACUUUAAAAUUCAAAAGAAUUUUAAAAUACCAUAAAUUUAAAUGAAGCAGAUUUUAAAAAUUAUUGUCAAAAGAGAAUACUUUAUAAAUAAUUAUUAGAAGAUGAAGUACUUAAAAAAAAGAUUGAAAAUGCUUCCUAAAAUUUAAAAAACAUUAUUAAAUAAUACUUUUAUGAUUUAGAAGGAAUCCCCUUUUUCUCUAUAUAAAUUCCAAAGAGCAAAUAUAUUAUUUUAUAUUCUAAGGUUUUAUCACAUUAUUUCCUAAUUUUAAAAUAUUACACUUAAUCAGAAUAUCUAUCUCAAUUGAAUAAUAAAGAAUUAGAGAAGAAAAUAAUAAAAUAAGGAUAUAACCCAUGUAUUUUUAUUUAAAUUUAUGACUUAAAUAACAAAAAUAAUAUAUAUGAGGAUGUGUUGAUUUAAAAUUAAAAACUAGAAUAUUUGAGUGAAGAAUUAAUUAAAUCUUAUUUAUUAGAAUAAAGAAAUAUUAUUUAUAUCUGUGUAGAUAAUGAUUAUUAUUAAAUUAAUAUAAAUUCUAAAUAACAUCCAUUAUAGAUUAAUGAUGUAAAUUUUUAAGUUAUUGGUGAGAAUCUCAUCUUUUUAGGAUAAGAUACUUUACUAAAAUUUGAUCCUAUUGAUUAUGAAAUUAUAUAACAAAAAAGUAUUUUUGAAAGAAAUUGGUCUAAUAAUGAAUUUUUGAUUUCUUAUGAUAAAAGGAUAAAUUCAUUUCUUAUGUAUAACUGCCCUAGUCAUAAUUAAAAUGAAAUUAUUUAAAUUAUACAACUAAAUACAUUAAGAUUUACUAAAAGAAUAAUUUUUGCUAAUUAUGAAAGAUAUGAUUACAAUAGCUUUUAUUAUCAAAAAUCAUUUAACUACAUAUUUAAUAUUAGUACUAUUGUACUUAUUCGAGAAUCCCAUGAAGGAACAGCAUUUUUAAUACUUUUAAAUUUGUAAACUAAUAAAAUCAUUAGAAAAAUUCCAUUAUCUUUUAAAUAACCACUGUAAAAUUUAUAUAUUUUGAAAAAUGAAACAAUUAUUUGUUUAAAAUAUCAAUUUGAUCAAGUGGAUAUGUAUUAAAUUUCAACAGGGAGAUAAAUUGUUUAAUUUGAACAAUUUUAGUUAGAUCCAAUAAUGUAAAAUGAGUAACUUGCAAUAUGUAUAAAAUAAGAUGAUAUUAAAUUAUUUAAAUUAGUCUAAUGA